AUGUUAAAGGACUGGUGGGCCAUUGUUCGAGAUGAUCACUCGACUUCGAGUUUAUCUGUUGACCAUAUCUCUCUUGAGUUUACUAUUCUCCAUUUCUGCAUUAGAUCACUUUCUAAUCUAAUCCCUUCCCUUUUCUCUAAAUCCAUCAUUCUAAACCCCAUCUUCCUAUUCUCUAUUUUUCACUUUUUCUCCACUUUUCCCUUCUCCAUUAUCGCGCGAACAUUUCAUCUAACCAUGCAACGGGAGUUUGCACAGUUCUUGAUAGCGGCCACCGUUUCGUCUGUGAUUCGAGAUUCCGCCGUCAAGCAAGGCGAAGAAGUAGAAGCUGACGUUUCUGACUUUAUUACGGCGUUCAAUCAGCUAGCACAAAAGUAUGACGAAAAGUUCCACAAUGGUGGAAAAACAAAAAUUAUCUUGGACAGAACUGGUCUAAGUAGAGCGCUCAAAGAACACAAUAUGGAGUCUAUAAUGCUGAUGAGACAGGGCAAGGUUCGAAUACAAGCAGGAGACGACGAUUUCGACGAAAAAUUCCAGGCUUUUGUGGUGGAACACACCAUGAACUACCUUCAAUUAGUGAAAAAAGCCGUGUCAGAUUUACCAAAAAUGUACAGAAGCCAGCAAGAAAUCAAGCUUGAGCUACAGAGGAAAGAUGAGGAAAAAGAAGCGGAAGAGAAAAAAGAGAAAAACGAAGUGGAAGAAGAAGAGGAAGCGAAAAACGACGAGGAAGAAGAAAUCGAAAAAGAGGAAAUGGAAAAAGAAGAAAAGGAAGACGAAAACGAAGACGAAAACGAAGACGAAAACGAAAGUUACAACGAAGACGAAGACGAAAAUGAAGACGAGGAAAGUACUCCCGCUCCAGAAACUCCACUUCCCGAAACCCCAGGCGACUCAAACUCCACCAAACAAACUCCAGUUUCUACCCCCUCUCGAAAGCGGUCGUUGUCGCCAGGAUCGGUGUCGUCUCAGCGCAAACGGUUCCAGAACAUUGCUGUAAAUCUUAUCAACAGUAUUCAGGCACACCGAUUUUCUUCGCCUUUUCUUCAGCCGGUCAAUAAAAGAUCCGCUCCCGAUUACCACAAGUGCAUUUACCAGCCAAAAGACCUAAAGGGCAUUCUACGAGCUGUCAAACUGAAACAAAACCCACCGGCUUAUGGCCUGGUUAAAGAGCUAGAGCGCGAUAUUAUGCUCAUGUUCGCCAACUGUGUCAUGUUCAACAAGUCUGACGGAGACUUGGUGGAGCUCACGAGAAGCAUGAGCAGCGACGUGGCGAACAUGUUCAAGAUGUUUGAGGAAGCAGAGCUGGACUUGUAA
Molecule: messenger RNA, 1311 nt
Organism: Meyerozyma guilliermondii ATCC 6260
Lineage: Eukaryota; Fungi; Ascomycota; Pichiomycetes; Serinales; Debaryomycetaceae
Exons: 1
Coding region: 1-1311 (436 amino acids)
Cellular component (GO): NuA4 histone acetyltransferase complex
Molecular function (GO): protein binding
Source: RefSeq, a predicted model, not a curated record